CGGAGAGCUCAGAGGGAGGAGGCGCGAGCGGCGGCGCGUGCGCGCGGGGAGAGGCGGUUGGCGUAGCCGUUAGGAUGUCGCGUUACGGCCGAUAUGGAGGCGAGACCAAGGUCUACGUGGGGAACCUGGGCACGGGCGCGGGCAAAGGCGAGCUGGAGAGAGCCUUUAGCUACUAUGGGCCGCUGCGAACCGUGUGGAUCGCGAGGAACCCGCCAGGGUUUGCCUUCGUGGAGUUUGAAGACCCGAGGGAUGCGGAAGAUGCUGUCCGUGGACUCGAUGGCAAGGUGAUCUGUGGCUCCAGGGUUAGAGUGGAAGUGUCAACAGGGAUGCCUCGUCGCUCCCGCUAUGACAGGCCUCCAGCACGGCGCCCCUUUGACCCUAAUGACAGAUGCUAUGAGUGUGGCGAGAAAGGCCACUAUGCUUAUGAUUGUCAUCGCUAUAGUCGCCGAAGGAGGAGCAGGUCCCGGUCUCGAUCCCGUUCGAGGUCCCGAGGAAGGAGGUAUUCUCGGUCGCGCAGUCGCAGUCGUGGUAGGAGGUCAAGAUCAGCUUCUUACCGCAGGUCCAGGUCAGUUUCUCCUCGCAGGUCUCGAUCUGUCUCUCCUCGCCGGUCCCGAUCAGGUUCCUUGAAGAGAUCGAGGUCUAGAUCCAGAUCCAGGUCUAGAUCCAGAUCUGUUACAUGGCCACGAAGCAGGUCUAGGUCUCAUGGCAGAUCUAAAUCUGGCUCCCCAGCUAAGAGUCGAUCGAAGUCCCGAUCACCAUCUCCAAAGAGAAGUCGUUCACCAUCAGGAAGCCCUCAAAGAAGUGCAAGUCCUGAAAGAAUGGAUUAAAGUUAUGAACUUAAUCUUUUGGGAAGAAAGUUAUUUUGCUUACAUUAUAAUAAGGGAUUUUGUGGUGUCUUUGUAAAUGUAAGAAUGUAGAUAGAAGAGUAUAUCAACGAAAAUUUGGCAUGAUCUGGGUCUUCUGAGUUAGUCACACCGAUAGACCAGCACAGGCCUGUUUUUAUUGUAUGAAUUAACUUCCUGUGAUAUGAAAAUGUGGGACUUUUUUAUUGGCACAUUGAAAUAAAAUGUGUAUUUUUAACUAAAACUUCUCUGUAGUAACCCUGCUGCUUCUGUUAACAUUCGGGUAGCUUUCACUGUGUGCCAUGUAACGUGGAUGAAAUAUGUCUAAAAUAGCAAUGACUAGCGUCUCUCAGGCUAGUCACUUUUCACAUUUAUUGUCGAAUGGUCUUUUGUGAUAGGAUCGGUUUCUGCUUUCUUUGAAAUUGAAUUUGAAAUUCGUUUUCUUUGUUUGCGGAUGGUUAAAAAUUUGCAUAUGCCCUUUUUAUUCCUCUGUGAUCUUUAAAGGGCAUUCAUUUUUUUUCUCCCUGAUGGUUUUAUUUUUUAUUCUGCAAUGCUUGCUUUUGGUGGUUGGACUAGUGUGAUAACAAAUGUCCAAAAAUGUAAGAAUGAGCUUUUUUUUCAGAACACUGGCAUAUUUAAAACAAAUAACAUCCGCAGAAAUAUCUAAACAGAAUACAAAUCAUUAACAACUCAAUGAUUGCUACUUUCUUUUCUUGCAUUUUUUUUUUAGUUAUUCAGUCUGAGGUUAAAAAAAAAAUCCUAAAAUGUCUCAAGAUAUGUUUUCCUUUUUUUUGAGGGAAGACCAAACAAAACAAGACUUUCUGAAGGAACUUCUGAACAUGUGUUAUUGGUCUUCCUGCAGUGCACUCUACCUUUCCUUUUAAAAGUGAAAGAUUUUUGCUUGCCAGCCUCAGCAAUUCUAACCUGGUGCACUGAAAAUGGUACAAUUUUAUAGCAGCCCAGAUCCUGGAGUCAAAUUCGUUGAUGAAGCCAGUUUCGUACAACAAAUCCAUAGCUGAAGGCUUAAUGAUUUGUAUACACGUGUGUCAAACUCUGCUUAUUCCAUCGUCAAAAAUUGCAUGAUAAGGCACUUUGUUGACACUGAUCACACCAAAAGACUGGAAACAAGGUUAGACUGUCAGCAAAGAAAUUGGUAGUUGGAGGGAAAAACAACCUUUUUCUUAAACUAUGAUGAGCUCUCUAACAGAAACAGACGUGAGUUUCAGUGUUAAAAGCAAGCUUACGAGCCUGUCUAUACAAGCACUGACCGGGAAAGUGAGGGCUAUUUGGUCUUCCAGUGAAACAGGUAAUGGUAGAUUGCUUCAAAUGCAUAAACUGUAACAGAGUUUGCUUAACAAGCAAAAAGCAAAAAUCACAAAAUUAACUUCAGUCACACCUUGGGUACCCCGUGACUUUCAGAAAACGGGCCUUCUGUCCAAAGAUGACUUUAUGGAGCUUUCUCGAUGUACAAGCCAGUAGUCCAGGUUCUGAAAGUGUCUCAUAGCGCAGCACUGUUUUAAGUGAAGCAGCCAAAGCUUUUGGCCUUUGUGACUAUCCUAACUGUUGCCGUGCUCGGUGUCCGUCGGACGCUCCGUUGGUGCAUAGCGAUGGGCACUAGUGUUUCGUUUGCUAGGUGUGAUGAUCAAUAUUCUGGCGAUAUCCAUGAAAUUCCAGCGUAACUGCAAAGGGAGAGCAGGAGGUGACAUGCGCCACUCUGGAAUGAUUUAUCAGACAUACCGAAAGCUUGUUGUUUGUUCGGACUAUUUAUUGGUUGUGUAUUGACUGCCUGUUUUAUAGCAUACCCAGUGAGGAGUCACUCGCACCAGCGCUCUGGAAUUUGAUCAGCUUUUUUUCUCUUCUGUACUCUUGAGGCAAACCUACUCCACAAUAAACCUGCCAACUAACA
Molecule: messenger RNA, 2748 nt
Organism: Rhea pennata
Lineage: Eukaryota; Metazoa; Chordata; Aves; Rheiformes; Rheidae
Product: serine/arginine-rich splicing factor 7
Exons: 9
Coding region: 75-827 (250 amino acids)
Molecular function (GO): zinc ion binding; RNA binding
Source: RefSeq, a predicted model, not a curated record